Molecule: messenger RNA, 558 nt
Organism: Fusarium redolens
Lineage: Eukaryota; Fungi; Ascomycota; Sordariomycetes; Hypocreales; Nectriaceae
Product: AhpD-like protein
Exons: 3
Coding region: 1-558 (185 amino acids)
Molecular function (GO): peroxiredoxin activity
Source: RefSeq, a predicted model, not a curated record
AUGAGAGUCCCUUACAUCCCUAAUCCUCCUCCAACAUCUUCCCCAGAAGAAGAAGCAAUCGUCGCUGCAAUUGCGGCCCGCCGUCAUCCCCGCCCCAUUCAACCCCUCGAUUUGGCACUACUGCAUUCCCCUCACGUCGCCGCUGGCUGGAACACUUUUGUCGGCGCCAUCCGCACAAAGGCGUCAUUGGCCGAUGAUCUACGAGAACUUGCCAUCUGUCGCAUCGCCGUUGUGAACAGAGCUUGGUAUGAGUGGAUGCACCAUGCUCCUUUGGCUGUCAACAGCGGUGUGUCGUCGGAGUCAAUGAAUGAGAUUAUGAAGGAGGGGACUUUAUUGAAGAGUGAUAAGCCAGAGGGUUUUAAUGAGAAGCAGUGGGCUGCUUGUGUAAUUGCUGAUGAGAUGACGAGGAAUGUUCAGGUGAAAGAUGAGACAUUCGAUUGGCUCAAAUCCCUAGCCACUGACCAAGAGGUUGUUGAGGUUGUCGCAACGGUUGCAUGCUAUAACUGUGUCAGCCGUUUUCUUGUAGCAUUAGAUGAUAAUGGGAAUAAUUGCAUUUAG